CUAAAUUUAUUAUUUCACGUCCUAAUUUUAAUAUGCAAUUUACCAAUUAGUCCAAAUUCAAUUUUUGACCAUAGGGUAAACGAAAGCUUCGCUGCGUUCCACCAAUGGAUAAACCCGCGCGGGGCUGCUUUCUGACCAGAGGGCCAACAACCACGUUGCUGCGUUCCGACCAACGGAUAAAGAACAGCUUCUCUAUCUCGACCCUCCGACCAGUGGAGAACAGAUCAGCUGUUUUCAGGUUUUGAACAGAGGGAUUUUCAGGUCAUGAGAAGAACGGAUGGAUCGAGAGCUUACCUUUUCCAGUCAUCUUCUCCGGCAAGAAGCGGCGCAGUUGGAUGGGUAGGUUUGUUUUUUAUUUUGAUUUAAAAAUCUUAAAUGGACAAAAAGGUAAAUAUGCAUUAAAUUUAGGACGUUCUGCCCAUUUGUAAUUGUUUUGUCACUUUGUGUCCUCUGCUCCUUUUUUUUUUUUUUUUUUUUUUGUGUGUAGGAAGAGUGACGAAGUAGCGUAGCGCCUACUCUUUAUUUGUUGUUUUAUAGUUUUUUAUUCUUUCAUUUCGUUUUGUUUUUGUAUCCUUAAUUUGUUGCAGUAUGCACUGGUGCAAAAGAGAGAUCUUGUGCUCCCCGAAGACGGAAGGAGGGCUUGGCUUCAGAAGUUUCAAAGACUUCAACUUGGCACUCCUGGCAAAACAAGCAUGGAGACUCCUCUCCUCACCGGAUGCACUCUGGAGUCGUCUGCUAAGAGGACUGUACUUCCCAAGGGGAAACUUCCUUUCGACAAAGAAGGGCAGUAGAGCAUCCUGGAUAUGGGCGAGCCUAUGGGAGGCCAAAAAAGUUAUUGAGAUGGGAACGGUAAAAGUCAUUGGAUCAGGUGAGGAAACAUGGGUGGAUAAGGAUCCGUGGGUCCCUACCCUUCAGAAGGGGACUAUUGGAAGCGGCCCUCAGAACCACAUCAGAGUCAAGGAGUGGAUUGAACCGGGAGAAAGGAUCUGGAACUCAAACCUCAUUCAGGGAAACGUGACGGAGGAUGAAUUGGAAGCUAUUUUGAGAAUCCCUAUUGGGGAAGAGGAUUCGGAGGACUUUUGGGCUUGGAAAUUUAAUAAUGAGGGCAAUUUCACUGUCAAAUCAGCGUAUCACGCGAUCCAUGAGACCAACACCAUCACUGCGCCGCCAGGGAACUCUGAGAAGUGGAAAUGGAUUUGGUCUCUACAGCUGCCCCCGAAACUCAUUUUCUUCAUUUGGAGAUGUGCAAAGAAUGGGAUUGCCACGAAAGAGAGGUUGUGGCAUCGUAAAUGCUCUCCGGAUGCGACAUGCCCGGUUUGCCAGAAUCAACUUGAAUCCAUCGUCCACUGCAUGUUUGAGUGCCAGCAUGCGUUAUCUUCGUGGAACAACAUUUUCCCAUCUCUUCCACUUCCACCUCAAUCCACCACCUUCUUUGAUUGGUUCUGCUCAUUGAAAGACAGUGUGCAGCCCAAUAGUCUCAUCUUGAUUGUCUACCUCUGCUGGAAUAUCUGGAAAGCAAGGAAUGAGCGUGCCUUCAAGAAUCGUAUCCCGUGGCCCCCAAAUACCUGUAGGCAGACCGUCAGGGAAUUCACCGAAUGGACAUCGUGCCCGAGACUAUCCCAACCUCAUGUCCAAACAUCUUCUGUUCAGCUCAGGGAUAACCUACCUCAUCCUUCUCCACCGCCAAGCAAUCACCACAUGGUGAUUCACUGUGAUGGGUCGUUCAUAAGCGACUCCCAGCCGGCGGCUUAUGGUGUUGUUGUUAUUAACCACCAUGGACAAGUAUGCGAUGGGCGAGCUGAUAUUUUACUUUGUUCCACCCCGUUUGAAGCUGAAGCGAAGGCGCUUUUGGAAGGUCUCAAAUUAGCCCAAGAAUAUGGAGGAGAAUGUAUUGUCCAAUCAGACUGUCUUAAUCUUGUUCAAGCUCUCAGACAGGACAAAGCGGGAUGGCCAUGGAGGGGAGCGGCAUGGAUGGGAUCCAUGAAAUCGAUCCUUCAGGCCUCAAAUCGCAUUGAGGUCAGGUUUGUUCAUAGAAAGUUUAAUGCUAGAGCUGAUUGGGUGGCCAGGUCUUUGGCAAGAAAUUCACUCCCAGAUGACUGGAUUAGUAUUCUUGAUCUAAUUUCCGAUUUCCUUUAGCCUUGUAACCGCCGUUUUUGGUUUCACCAGAGUGGAAUAAAGUUCAUCUUUGGUCAAAAAAAAAAAAAAAAUUUGUUGCAGCAGUGAUAUCUGUCAAUUUGGCUGUAUUUGUAGCAGAUUUCGUUCUGUUGGGUCAGAAUUUUCAUUUUAGUUUUCAGUUUUCUUUUGUGAUUUUGCCUUCUGUCCUACUUUUGGCGGUGAUCACUUUGUUUGUUACCUUUAUUUUAACAUUUCUCAAUUGCCAUAACAAACGAGCAAGAAAGUUUUAUAUUCAUAUAAUAUUCUUUUAUUUGCUUGGGAUUUGAUCGUAUUUUGUUUGAAUUAUGUUUGUCUUUGUAUUAAUUAAACAACUAAAUUUAUGCUUGCGUCAUGAUCAUGCAAUUAAACAUGCAAUUAAACAUGAUAAAGUACAUUAUAUUAAUUAAACUGAUUGAUCGGCUAAUAAAAAGAAAGCGGCUAGGAUACAAAACUUCUUGAUAUGAUGAUACGAUUUGGUUUUGUGUGGUUUUACAGGCUAGAGUUUAAAAUAUAACCUAGACCAUAAAAUAAUCUACCACUAAAUAAGUUUGUUCGAUAUUUUUUCUAACAAUAUAUUAUGUUAAUAUGAAGUAAGGUUAUCAACCUACGAGUCGAUCGAUUUUAACCCUGAUCCGGUGAGAAAAACGAGCCACACAUCCGCGGGCUGACCCUCUGCAAGGUUAUCGGGUUACAUGUCAUACGGCGUCGUUUUUCAUUUGGUUUGUGAAAUGUGCCUCUUUUUCGAUUUUCCUCUUUGCCUAACCGUAUAUUUGAAAUUCUAAGUUGAACAUUUGAUCAUUGAUGUUAUAUAAGUGUGUGUGAAUUUUCACUAUAUGUUGAAUUCAAGUACGACCUAUUACUUUGGUGUAAUAUUAUAUGUUAUUACUCAUAUGUUAUAUGAGAUUGUAUAUAAUUUAUAAGGGGAGUUCUACGGUACCCAGGGUGAAAUCUGGGGUACCGAAUACCUUGAGUAAGAAAACGCUAUCCAGAACUUGAAUUGACUAUUCUUUCGAACAUGAUAUUAUACUCUAACCCUUAAAGAUCAACAUCUAUGUCUUAAUUCUCUAAAUCUUAUACCCGAAGAUCAAUUUAAUUAGAAACAAUAAUCGACGGUUAUGAUUCGUCCAAAUAUAGGUAAAAAAAUCAAUGCACCAUUUUAGGGUUUAUAGUUUAUGAUUUAGAUAAUUAGGACCUAGGGUUCACUCACUAAGGGUUAGGGUAUAGUAUCAUGCCCAAAAAUCCUGCUAAUUCGAUGUUUAGAUAGUGUUUUCAUACUCAAGGUAUGCAGUACCCCGGAUUUCACCCGGGGUACCGUAGCUAAAUCGAGAUAAAGCGAUCGGACCGUUAACUCUCAAUACACUUAUUCCAGCGGACUAACGGACUAAACCGGGUUGACAACUUUUCCUAAAACGUUUAUGUUAAAGAUGUUGCAUUUAGUUUCACACGAAUAAAUAGAUCCAUUUGCAUGGAAUCAUGAGAUAUUAUUUUGCAUCUUUGCUGAUUUUUAGUGCACUUGGGUCUUGGAGGUAGUAUUGUGUUCUACGCUGGAAAGACAAAACCUGAACCAACAAAAUAUAUAUGAUCGACUCCCAACCAAAAGGGUUCAUUUCUUGCCUCAAAACACAAAUAUCAAAAAGCUCUCAGGCAACCACAACAAUGGAAGAAGCACAAACCAAGAAAUUUCCACUUUAUUGUUGAUUUGUUUCCAAAUUCAAAUAGUGUUUGUUGUCUCGUCAGUGGUCACAUAGGAAAAGGAAGAGGAGAAGAAUAGAAGCUAAAAGGGAAAAGAUUGGAUGUGACUUUCUGAAAAAGAGAUCAUCAGUCACCACUCAAUACAAAUACAAAACCAGA
This is a messenger RNA of Linum trigynum, 4005 nucleotides long. The record is from the annotation of a GenBank genome assembly. NCBI's taxonomy places the organism in Eukaryota, Viridiplantae, Streptophyta, Magnoliopsida, Malpighiales, Linaceae.